UCGAAAGCCCCACCGGUCGCUACUCUCAGCUGUUCUGUUUUCGGUUCAUUUUUUUCCAGUCAGGUGACUUGAAAAUCUUAAAUAAAACUCGCUAUGGGAACUGGCAAGAAGAACUACCAGGCGCCGGAGUGGCUCACCGCCGACUUCCUGCAGGAUGUGCUCAAGGAGCACUUCAAGGAGGAGCAGCUGGCGGUGACAGAGCUCAUUGUAAAGAGCGUCCAAGUAGGAGACCACGCCGUCGGAUUCGCCAGCGAAAUGCACAGGGCCAGCUUCAAUUUGCAGAGGGGCUCAGCGGCCAAGAGCAAGUUCUCGGUGAUUGUGAAGGACCAUCCCAAAGGACAAACCGGGGCAGUAGCUCAGCGAAGCAAGCUCUUCAAGCGCGAGAUCCUGGCCUACAAAGAGGUACUGCCUAGGGUCCAGGAGCUACUUCAGUCGAUUGGGGAUUCAACAAAAAUUGCGCCAACCUGCUACUACACCACCGAAACACCCGAGCCCUUUCUGAUUCUCGAGGAUAUGCAGCAGUCCGGCUUCGAGAACUUCGAGCGAGGUCGUCUCCUCAAUUUGGACUACGUGCUGCCCACCAUCACCAAGGUGGCGAAGCUGCAUGCCUGCAGCGCCGUCAUCGCCGCUCAGAAUCCUCAAGUGCUGGAGUUUUUCGACGAGGCUCCGAUCUCCAGGAAUCCCGAUCGCCGUGACUUUCUCACCUUCUUCCCCGUAAACAUUCGCUGCGUGGCCGAGGAAGUGGCCCACUGGAAGGGCUACGAGGAGAUAACCGAAAAGAUGUUCAAGCUGGCCGAGAACGUGCUCCAGAACGCCAUAAGCAUGUUCGAGUCCUCCAGUACGGGUUUCCGGGUGUUUAAUGUGACAGAUUUGUGGAUCAACAAUCUGAUGUUCCACAUCAACAACGAGACCAAGGAACCUGACGACGUUGUUACGUUGGACUACCAAUUGGCUUACGUUGGCUCCCCGGCCAUAGACCUGAACUAUUUCCUAUUCGGUUCGAUGAAUGAAUGUGUGCGAAAGGUCCACUACAAAUUCGUUGUCCGAGAAUAUCAGCGCGUGCUGCAGGAGACUUUGGAGAAGCUAAACUACCAGGGACACAUUCCAAGCCUUAAGGAGAUCCACAUUGACCUUAUCAACACCAGUCUAAUGGGUGUUAUCGGGGCCACUUGCCUGACGCCUCUUAUAUUCCGAGAGGGCGCCGGUUUUGAGAACCUCGAGGAUCUGAACUCUCGCACUGAAAGUGGUGAUCAAUUCCGCCGGGAGAACGUGGAGAAUCCCAAGUACCGGGCAUUCUUGCAACGUACAUUAAAGGAGUUUGAGCUUUCCGGUUUCUUGGAUUUUUAG
Molecule: messenger RNA, 1347 nt
Organism: Drosophila bipectinata
Lineage: Eukaryota; Metazoa; Arthropoda; Insecta; Diptera; Drosophilidae
Source: RefSeq, a predicted model, not a curated record